Messenger RNA from Magallana angulata, 1247 nucleotides. RefSeq lists its product as uncharacterized. The transcript has 8 exons. The coding region runs from base 114 to 1151 and encodes 345 amino acids. The record is from RefSeq and is a predicted model, not a curated record. Lineage: Eukaryota; Metazoa; Mollusca; Bivalvia; Ostreida; Ostreidae.
AACUGUAUGCUAUCAAUGAAAAGCAGGAAGUAUUUACAUUUUCAGUGUUGUGUACCUACAUAACUGCAUGCAUAUAAACAUAUUUACAUGCCAGGGAUUGUCAGAUAUAAAGAAUGGAUCGGUGCAAAUGGUUUGUCAAUCAAGUGUUCUGGAUCCUCUUAUUCAUCACAAUCAGCCGAGCAACGUUGUGCAAUCUACAAACAGAGAGACGUUGUCUUUAUGAGUCAUUGAAACUGUUCAGUGUUUAUCAAAAAAUGGUGUGCAUAAAAGAUGAUUCUGUACAAACUCUGAAUUUUAGCCCUUCUUGUGGAAGUUUUUGCAAAGUUAACAUCAAGAAAUGUAGUGAAAAAUACGAUAAACGUAUAGGUGUUGUAUUGAACAUUUCCUCAUCCAAUCUUUCGAUUGAAAGUAAAACCAAGGAAGACAUAGCAUUUCUAUUGUGCAAUUUCUCAACUUUAACAAACAAAGACAAUGACACUGGUUAUUGUAAUGAAUAUUCCACAACACAGAUAGAACCUCAAACGUCUAAACCUCAAGAUAAAACCUCAAACGUCCCUGAUUCAAAGACAACCCAGCAAACUAGAACCACACAGCCAUCCCUGAGGAUGAAUUUUGCUUUCUGUGCCGGAAACAUUGUCGGUGCGGUAAUUGGAGGAGUGUUAUUGGGAACAACUAUUACAGCCAUUAUCUUUGUCUUUAUUCAUCGCAACACAUCAAUCUUUCAAAAAAGUAAUUUAAAAUCAAAAUUUGACGUAAUGCCGAAUCCGGUGAAUCAACAAAAUGAUGAGCCACUGGAAGAAAACCCUCAACCUAUUGAGAGGAAAAAUGUGGUUUACAAUGAAGUCAACGAUGACAUACAAAAUUCUGUAAAGGUACAGCCAGUUCAGCAACAUCGGAAUUUAACUGACACGAAUGUCUACAACCGAUUAAAUGAAUCAGACCAGGAAGACAGAAGUGACUACUAUGAUCAUGCACAACCGACACCAUCUUUGUCUGACACAGAAGACGGAUAUGGAUCAUUGUUUGUAGAACAAGACGUCAAUGAUAAUUAUAGCGAGGUAGAUCAGGCCACAUAUCACGUGUCUGGAAAUGAAAUGACCGUCGGGAGUAAACAAAAUAAUAACUAUUCCACUCUAGAGGCAAAUAAUUGAUGUAUUUAAUUUGUGUCAAGUACGAUGCCACGAUGUUGUUUCAAAAAUUCUAACCGAAGAAAAAUGUCAUGGACCAAAAUCAAACAAAUAUAUAUA